AUGGAAAUUUCUAAAGUGUUUGACAACUACAAGGACCAGAACAAUGUUCUUAAGGGCAGAAUGUUCAUUAAAAUGUUCAAGGACGCAAAUCUAAUUAGUUCAUCUUCUGAAACCAAUAACCUUGAUUUGAUUUUCACCAAAUACAAAUCCAAAUUUUCUGGAAUAAAUUAUGAUCAAUUCUUGAAGUCACUAAAAGAUGUCUCGAAGGUUCUGAAUAUGGAACCUUCUGAGUUAGAACUAAAGUUGAAAAGAACAAAUGGGCCAAUUUACAAAGGAACUGAAACUCAGCCAGUAAGACUCUACGAUGAUAAGAGCCUAUACACAGGCGUUCAUCUACACGGAGGACCGAGAAUAAUUGAUAAAUAA
Molecule: messenger RNA, 366 nt
Organism: Theileria annulata
Lineage: Eukaryota; Apicomplexa; Aconoidasida; Piroplasmida; Theileriidae
Product: vesicular cargo protein, putative
Exons: 2
Coding region: 1-366 (121 amino acids)
Biological process (GO): microtubule bundle formation; microtubule polymerization; positive regulation of protein polymerization
Cellular component (GO): microtubule
Molecular function (GO): tubulin binding
Source: RefSeq, a predicted model, not a curated record